AGGCAAGCGUGCAGCGUUGAACUUGUGCGUGCAUGUGUCGCUCUCCGUGCCACGACUCGCCGUUUCUUGUCCAUCUUGUGAAGCGAGCAGGAUCAGUCCUCUGAGCUGUUUCAAAGGCCCUGACAGCGGGGGAUUUUUUCAUGUGCCUUUCGGUCUGUCACGUCUCCUCUUUCCCUCCUGUCGAGAGCGUGAAGCGCCGCGCGUGCAGACCGAGCGCCGUAAAGGUAGGUUGUGAGCUCUCCGCUUGGUGGAAUGACGCUUUAUUUACAUGUCCAUUCGGGGAUGAGUCCUCGCUCUCCUGCAGCGUUUUUAAGUGUCGAAACGCGCUCGUCAAGCCCGUGUCAUUGCCUCGCAAGAGUUUACAGGAGCAUAUCAUAACGGUGCACGAGGCGUGAGUCGAAGAUGAGAUUGUAAUGGAGCUGAAUUUGGAGCAGCGUCACAGCGUUCCGGUGUCGGGAUGUAGGGCAAAACUUUGUGAGGCGGUUGUCUUUUCCAAACUGCGACGACACCUCUCCUGGGGCCAAAAACCUGCACUGGAGGCGGCUUGAACAGCACUGUUUUUCCUCGUUCAUAUUCAUUUUAAAAACGAAUCUGAUAAAUGGGUUAAGUAGGCAAAUCCAUUGAGGAUAUAUAAUAUAAACUGAUCGACUGUGUUGUCUGUGCAAGCUGCUGCAAAAUGACGGCACAGAGACAAGGGCUGCGUAGUCUGCGAGGUUAAGAAAUAAGACAGAAAUAUAGCUCAUACUUAAGGUGGGGUUUCACAUAAAAAAGUCAGAAAAAAUCCAGAGUGGGUAACUGAAAUCUCAAGCAGGUAAUAAAAAGGUGAAAUAUAAUAUUAGAUCAAUAACUAAUAAGCUUUAGAGGCCCAUCUUAUGCAAAAAUAACGCAUUGAAAUGCGUAAAAUUGACCUCGCCUCUUUAACAACUCCUCAAAAUUUCGACUAAGUUCUUGUCAUAUCUUAUGCAUACACAGUUUUGUUUUAUCACAGGAUAAUAAACUUGCUAAAAAUAUUAAAAAUUAGUGCUGUAAGCAAAAUUCUAUUACAAAUUUAAUAUGUAUUGAGGUGAGGAUCAACCAAUCAAAAGGCAGCAUGAAAGCAUAUAUGGGCCUACAACUUUGUAAGCAUGAGGAUGUUUAAUAAAAUAUGAAAUGAUUUUUUUUUUCUCUUACAUGUUUUUUAUUCCCUUUUGGUCAGGUGGAUUUUAGCUUGUUCAAUAAAGAGCUUUAAUUAUUUACUCACCAUGUUUACGUCCACGAACAUGUCUGGAUUUGUCCAACGGGAGUUCUGCUAUCUGUGGCGCUGAUCAGGAGGCCCCGGCGACCCUUUUACGCACAAACAGCAGCAGCAGCAGGAGCAGGGCUUAUAAAAAAGAAGGUAAGACUUAAUGACAAAUAUUAAUUUAUACUAAGAUAAGGUGAAAACGCAAAAUUAAAGAGAGGAAAAACUUCUAUCUGGACUCAGCAGAAGAAAACUUCACCUAUGACAGGAGGCCAGUGUUGGCGCAAACAUAUAUUCAGACUUUAAUACAGCCUUUGAAUAGUUUUGUUGAUGUAUGACCAUUAACUGAGAAUAUCACACCACUUUAAUUCAAUUUAACUAAAUAUAGGGUACUGAUUUUGAAAGGGUUUGGACUUCUGGCUGUUUAGAGGUUCACUUAUGCAUUUUGAAAUCACUCAAUGUCACAGUUUUAUUUGUUAGUUUUUAAAAAAUAAUAUUAGACAGCCUACUCGUUUAUUGAAAUUAACUGAAAUUAAAACAGUUCCUUUCAUCUAGAGUUUGAAGCCUUAUUUAGUCAAAUGUCUUCAGAUUGUUGCAUAGAGCAAAUCAAUAAAGAACAUUUUAGAUUUAUUUUUUCAGUAAUAAAAUUAUGUUUAACCUAAAACGAAUCUUUGGCUCUUCUUAGUGUUAAGCCUCAUGAGUAUUAGUUUUGCUUAAGUCUAGUGAGGCCUUCAGACAGUCUUAAUGCGUUAACACUGCAGACAGACAUGCUGAGAGAGAGGCUGGUCUCUUUCCUUAUGUUUUUAUACUUCUGUGCAUUGGAUCAAUUUAUUUUAUUUUUCAUGGGGAGAAAAGGAUGGACCCUACAUGUAACAGCAUACUCAACCAGAUCACCAAAGCUGUAAAAUUCCAGCGAAAUGUCCAGAAUACAUUCAUGGUUAAUGAUAAUUCAGAGGAGCAGUUAAAUCACGUUGAAAUAAGACUUUAAUUUAAAAAUGUUAAAGAUAUGGAUACAUUUUGGUGACUAAUGUGGCAGUAUUUUCAGAAAUAGUCUACUCAGUCAGCGACGAAAAAGUAUUUAGGCCCAUAUUUAAAAUAUCGCUUUAUAAGGAGGGAGGAAUAACGUGAUUUCAACUGUAGCUUAAUAAAUACUGGUGAAAAUAUUUGAGAUUAACGUAGCCAUUUUAUAGCUUUAUUAAGAUUGAUGCAGCAUCAUCUUUAAUCUUUAACCCUUGGAGAUAAAACACAGUAAUUUCUAUAUUCAAACGUCAAACAUUGUAAACUUUAAACGUUAAUGUUUUUUAAAAUAUAUGCCUAUUCAAGGUUGUGUGUCUUAGCUUACUUCAAGAAAAUUCAUUAUUAAGAAAUAGACUCAGCUAUUUGUCCCUCCCUUACUGCAUUAAAAUAUUAAAACGCUUCAUUAAAAAUAUGUGAUGAUUUACAGGUAACAUGGAACCAGCAAGUCUGCAGAAGAAUUUUAAUAAAUAAAUAAAGGCCUUUUGAUGUCUCUGCUAAAAAUCAUUUUAGAGGUCGAGGCCUUUAAAGCGCUUGUAGUUGAAAUAGGAGAAAUAUCAGUCUGUUUAUAUAGCAUUGUAGCUGUACAAAGAGAGCAAUAUCGGGUUAAUGCUGAGGUCUGAAUUGUCUUGUUUUUUUAUUUUUAUUAUUUUUUUCUUAUUUAUUUUUUUCACCUAGGAGGCUAAUUGCAUGCUUAUCACCUGCAGUAGCUCAAACCAUCAAACUAUCCACGAGAAAGUCUGUUCACAAGGACGUUAGGAUCACCAUUUACACAGUAUAGCCUGACAUGUUAUCACAAUCCAACAUGUAAACAUACAAAAUUACAGCACCGCAGUUUAGGCCCGAGCCAACACCGAUUUGCACACAUCAAAACAGGCUUCCUCCGUGUUCUGCCAUAGGAAGAAGCGAGCACUUCUCGCAGUGUGGAUCAGUUGCUAUUUAAUGCAAUAGACAGUGUGGGGCCUGAAUAAUGAGGUUACCUGCGAGCAGGUAAACCACUCAACCCUUUAGCACAACAUAGAGAGGAAGCUCAGACACAUACCUGACUGAAGAACUGGUAGGAGACAUCAGAAAGGCACAUGAGGGCGAGUUAUACCAAAAAUAAGUCAUCCUUUCUCACCGUUGGUCAAAAAUGUCCAUAAAAGAAGAUUUCAAGUAUAAGGAUGAUAAAUAAUUCUCUUUUUGGUUCCCGUCCCUCCAAAGCGCGCUCGUGGUUAGCCUGUGUAGGCCUGUCGGGAUCGAGGCCUACUGAGCACACAGGUCGAGUUGGUGAAAAUAUUAAUAGGACUUUCGAUUCACUUCUCCCUCCAUCAUUAUAGCGCAACUCAACUCACUUCAACCCGACCCCGGCCUUAUUGGUUCACUCGGAAAGGAAAGGUUACAUCUGUCCUCUUUAAAAUAAACUUUAAAAAAAAUCAUGAUGAGUUGCAACAGAAAAAAACGGGUAUUAUAUUCAACCGAAUAUGCUUAUGUUGAAAAAAAGUGCAGUAGGAUAGCCUUACUUGAAUUUGAUACAUAAGUAUUCUUCUUAACCCUAAAACCAAGGUGAGACGACCUCCCUGCUCCCCUCCCGACAUGCCCCGGAAAUACUCCUCAUCAGAAUCACCCAAACCAAGCAAUUUAAAAAAAAGGGGAAAAAAAUUGGGGGAAAACUUCUUCCGCUACGUUCUCACUGCCUUUUUCAUUUCCAUGUAGAGUGUGAAAUCUUGAGAGAAAUAAAAGCAAUAAAUGUCAUUUUAGUUUGUCAUAAAGGGCUACUUGUCAAGUUUUAAAAGUUAGAGGGGAUUUUUAGAGUAGUAUGUAUCCAGAGCCUAAAGGGUCACUGCACAGGUUUAUUUGAUAAAAACAUGCGAUAUCUAAAAAUAGUCUAUUUAUAAAUCAUAUAGUGCAUAUAAUUUCACCAGAAGCCUUACACUACAAGGACCAUUGACUUUUGAAAAAGUAGAAGGUCUAAUCAUUUAAUUUGGUGAUUAUGCUCACAAACUUCUGCCUUUAUUGACUAUAAGAAAUAAAGUUAAAUGCCACUAUAAGACCAUUUUGAUCAUGGGGUUUUAACUUUCACAAAAAAAAAGUAACUUUUACUCCAUUUUUGAUGCACACAAGACUUAAAAAAGCAGUCUUUUAGUCCUAAUGAAUUGUUUUCUUAAUUAUUAUCACAUUAAAUAAGUGCAUUGAUUCUUAUGUGUCAAAUUACUCGAUGCCACAUGAGGACUAUAUGCAUUUUUCCUCUCCUAUUUUAUUUUAGGGCAAGUUUGGAUCUUUCGCGAAGACAGGACCGUUUCCAAAAAAUAAAAAUAAAAAUGUAUUGAUGAAUCGAAACUCAAUCCCACCAUGCGCAAACUAUUUCUUGAGAAACACCUGACUUGGGUUUCGUUUUCCAAAUGUUGACAGCUCACGACAUUACACUAUGCUUGCCUCAGAAAAAGAGACAGCGUCCCUGUCUGCAUUAACGUGGUCUCCCCCCUUUUGCCUUGCUUUACCUCUCUGUUGUAGAUCUCGCGAGAGCUCCGGCGUUCGCUGUAGCUGGCCGUGGCUUUGCAGCAGACAGAGGGAGAAGGCAGGCAGGCAGCAUCAUGGCGGACAGAGACAGUGGAAGUGAGCAGGGAGGAGCAGCCACGGGCCCAGGCUUCGGUUCCAUGCACUUAGCAGCAGGAGGGGCGGGCUUGGCUUCCGGGCUCCAGCAUGAGACUCAAGAGCUGGCGUCGAAGCGGGUUGACAUCCAGAACAAACGCUUCUAUUUGGACGUUAAGCAGAACGCGAAAGGCCGCUUCUUAAAGAUAGCAGAAGUCGGGGCCGGUGGAAACAAGAGCCGCCUCACUCUCUCCAUGUCCGUGGCGGUCGAGUUCCGUGACUACUUGGGGGACUUCAUCGAACAUUAUGCCCAACUAGGUCCGAGCAACCCGGGACUGGUACAAGACGAGCCGAGGCGAGCACUCAAAAGCGAGUUCUUGGUCCGGGAGAAUCGGAAAUACUAUAUGGAUCUGAAAGAGAACCAGAGAGGACGGUUUCUGAGGAUUCGACAGACCGUCAACCGGGGGCCCGGUUUGGGAUCUACUCAAGGCCAGACGAUUGCUCUGCCUGCCCAGGGACUUAUUGAGUUUCGUGACGCUUUGGCUAAACUUAUUGACGAUUACGGUGUAGAGGACGAACCUGCAGAGUUGCCCGAAGGGUCAUCAUUGACUGUGGACAACAAACGCUUCUUCUUCGACGUUGGAUCCAAUAAGUAUGGUGUGUUCAUGAGGGUAAGCGAGGUAAAGCCAACGUACCGCAACUCAAUUACGGUGCCCUACAAAGUGUGGUCCAAAUUUGGGAAUACUUUCAGUAAAUACGCCGAGGAGAUGAAGAAGAUUCAGGAAAAGCAGCGGGAGAAAAGGGCAUGCGAGCUGCAGCAACAAGAGGAGAUGCAGGCGGACGAUGGGGACGAGGAUUGAUAUAGAGUGCAAAAAGAUGCAAGAGUAAAGAAAAUAACAAGAGAAUAUAAUUAAAAACUCUACUGUAUAAAGAAAGAAAUCUAAAGAUUUAACUGUAAUGGUUUAACUCCAAGGGAGCAUCACCCACAAUAUAAGAAACCUCCACAACCUGACAGUUAUGACAUGUUGUCACUCAUCGCUGGAUGUUAUCCCACUUAUCCACCAUUAAUACAGUAACAGGCUGCUAAACAAAGUAAUAACAUUAUAUUUGAACAUUGUUUCCUACUUGACAAACGAUAUUGAACUGAGUGUUUAUUUCCCUUAUUAACAGAAAACUUUUGUACCAGUUAAAGCUAUUGUAAAAAAAAAAAAGUGUCUGCAAUGUUCAAAUGGAAUUAUUGCCGAGUACAGAGGAAAAAAAGCGUUUCCUUUUCAUGUGAGCUAAUGACUUCAGCACAAAUUAGAUAUUUUAAUUUUUAAACCAAAAUUCAAAAAGUUUGUAAAAGGUUGUCACAUGUACUACUUGCCAUCCUAUUUACCUUUACCUGUGAGUAGAGAUGUGUUUACACAUGAAUCAUAUGAGGGCUAGGCCUGCUUUGGAAACUGGUAAUAUGUCAUGCAGUAUAAAAGGAACAUAUAGGCAUUUUCAUGAGAUGAAAUAAGUGCUCUAUCUGUUGUGCAAUAUGCAUUGCAUAAAAAUCAAAUAUAUUGAACUGGUCAGAGAAUUUUGACAGGAUGACAUUUGCCAGAGGCAUUCAAAGAAAUAUUAAUAUUGUAAUUUUGUUUCAGUUGAAAUUGUUGCCAUGCAGAUGGAUAUAUAUUAUAGACUACCUUUGUGUCUCGUUGUUAAUGCAAUGUGUUCAUUUUAAAGGUACUAAAUGUGUAUUUGAUAGAGGAAAUGCAGAGACAACAUGUAGCAAAUGGCCUGAAUUGCAGAUUACUCAACAAGACGAACCCUACACAUACCGUGCUGAUUGGCUUGGUGGUCUGAAAAAAAGGAGGCACAAUUCAGUGGAGCAUUAUUGGUUUGCACAUUUGAAACUACAGACAUUUUGUGAUCUUGUUCAGUCAUCAAAGUCCAAGUGGUGCCAAGGAGUGCUGUUGCUGCAUGUUUUUCUGCACUAAGAUAGAUUUCGUUGGUCUCCCAAAAUAUUGGCUCAAGGACCCUUCCAUAUGUAUCUUUAUCUGCCUAUAGUGUAUGAAUCUCAAGUUUGAGUACCAAGUGAUUUCCACCUGAAGCUUGGUGUAGUUAUAGUGGAAGUUGUUUGGAUGUGUGAUGGUAAAAGGAGCCGACCUCGUGAACUCUUAUCAAAAUAUCACCUUCACACUUUGAGGAGGGCACUGAGGAGCACGCCUGGAUGAGCCAAGGAGAAGAGGGUUCAAUUCACCUCUAUGGACGUGCCCACCCCUGUUUUAAGAAGGUGUUAAGUUCUGUGGGGCUACUUUGAAUACAUACUCAUAGCUCUACUUUAGAUUUGUAAGCCCAAAUAUCUACCUUGGGAUGAUGAGAUUCUGUUUUGGUCUAAUUGUAAAUAUUUGGGCUGCCACACGGAAAAACAACUGGUCCUUAUCCAGUUCAGUCGCAUCUCAUAGAUGUGUGAUAGCAGUUUUAUAAACUCUGUCAGUUAACUUCAGAGAAACUGGCAACAAUCAGAUAAUGUCAGAUUUACCUCAGCAUUGAAUAAAGUAAUUGCUCCCGUGUUUAGAUUGACUGGAAACCAGCAAACUAGACUGUCCUUGACCACCUAUUUUUGGAGCCUGUGGUAUAGCCUAAAUGAUACCUGAUUGGGAGCAUCCUCUUCAGCAUAUAAACAACCUGGUGCCUUACACACUCCGCAUGCUUACACGCUGGCCUGGUGCUUUGGAUCGCAGUUUGGCUUCUAUUUCGUACUGUUUUCUCUUUCUUUCUUCCAUUCUCGUGUCUCAGCCCCCUUGUGUGCUAGCGCACGACUCGUGGUGCUAAAAGAGUUUGUUACGAACUCUUUAAAAAAACAUAGGAGCAGAAUUCUUAACUUUUUUUUCUGCUACCUUCCUCCUUCCCUAACUUCAUUGCCAUCCCCAUUCCCCAGCCAUCCAGGUAUCGGCCUACAUGUAAACAUGGAUAGGGGUGGUCACCUAGAUGCAAGAUGAUGCAGAAGAGUUGGCUCUUCACUAGCCAAGCGCUUUAGCAGAAGGAGCAGGGGCUGAUUGGGAACAUCGGUACUGGCCUGAAUGAUAUAAUUAUUUCUUGGCAAGCCCCCUUUGAAAUGCUCGUUCUACGGCUUGGGUAGUUUUGUGUAAGUUGUAAGUCGCUCAAUUAAUGGGGAGCAGCAAGCAUGUCUUGUUUUGUUUUUAUUUGUUUUACGUAGUUUUACCUUUUCAGCGUUAUUCCACAUUAUUUGUAAUUUUGGAAUGUUUUUGCCCACAAAAAAUAUAUCUAUUUUUUCUGUGCAACAUUUCAUCACUGUGUGCAAUAUCGUAUGUGCCAAUGGUGGCAAUAUAUGUAUAUCAAUUAAAUAUAUGAUUACUAUUUGAAAGCAUGUGGCUGAAUUCCAUGUUUAUUUCUCAUGAAGGAGUUGUAUGCCUUUAUUUGCACUCAAAGCUCCAUCCUAGGGGAAAAUAUAGAAAACCAAGGUCUUAGCAGCCUGUUGGGUCUAGCAGGUCACAGAAGUACUUUAACUUGAAACAGAACAAUGUCACUGCAAGUAUGCCUCUCUUUAGGAAACUUGGGUUGUUGAAGGAGACCAUAAAAAGAAUGGAGUUUUUGUGAAAAAUGUUUAAAAAACAGUGAAAUCUCCAUUUUAGCUUUAAGCUAAGAAAAGGUGCUUCAGUCCAAUCUUCAUUAAGGUGUAUGGUGAACUGUCUUCAGUGGUUGUUGUGUGUAGCACUUUGCUUUUCCCAGGUUAAUGAAAUGCCUGACCAAUACUUGUUUGAAUAAUCUCAACAAAGAAUGUCGUUCUCUCUUUUAGUUUUUUUUUUUUUUUCCUUUUUUUUCCUUUUUUUUUUUUUUUUAAAGAGGAUAUUUGAUUUGCUCAUUUGGUUUUGAUGCAUCAAAUAUAAUUUAUGUACAUUUGACAAAUUUAAAAAAUAAAUUUAAUUUACCCAUGAGGGAAAAAUCUACAUUCAAAAUCUGUGUUUUUUAUGUUUCAUUUCUUGUUGGAAAAGAUCUUCCCAAAAUGUCCACAAUUCACUGAUGAAAAGUGUCUAAUUUUGAUGUAGUGUUGUCCAAAAUGUCUUAACUCUACAUUUACAAUGGUGCUUAUAACUGAAGCUUAAUUUUACAGCCUUUCAAAUGCAGACUUUGCACUGACAAGUACCUGAUGACUUCUUCAUAGAGAUUUAUACUGAAGUACUGUAUGUGUAACAGCGGGCUGUAAAAUAAAGCAUAACGUUGUUCUCUAAUUAUCCUGCAUUUGUGUAAUGCAUUUUGUGAUCAUCCAACUUCAAGAACUGCAUCUGCUCAUACUACAGAAAUGUGAAGUUAGUAAUCAACCCAUCAUGGAUAUCUUUUAAGUAAGAACUGUGCUGUUUUACAGGUAUAAUGCAUGUUAGAGCAAAGGUUUGAUUUCAGUGUUAUUAAUGAUUAUAUGAAUUGAAAACAGCCUGAGCUCUAAUGUUAUUCACCACAUAAUCAACAGUCUCUGUUCAUGCUUCGUAAUGUAAAGCCAAGAUACUACAUCAAUUCUGCAACAGUUCUCAUCUCUUCAGCCAUGUCUAUGAUAUGACUAUCAGCAGAAGCUACAUCAGGAAACAAUCUACACACGGGCGUGACAAACUUUGUCUCUUGCACCGCCACUGCCAUUUCUCAGGGAGAUCAAAGUGCAGGGCCUGGACAUGCUCAAGGGCCUCACUGUGGGAUGUAUGUAUGUUUGUGUUGCUGUUGUUGUGAAGUUGAUGAUGUCUCAGCCUCUUUCAGCUUCCCUGCUGGGCAGGAGGAAGGAUGAAAAAACCAAAGGGGGAUGUGCUAAAUUAAGAUGGACUCCAUCCCAGAUGCCAACUCGGACUCGAAGUU
This is a messenger RNA of Xyrichtys novacula (pearly razorfish), 9634 nucleotides long. NCBI's taxonomy places the organism in Eukaryota, Metazoa, Chordata, Actinopteri, Labriformes, Labridae. The record is from the annotation of a GenBank genome assembly.